AUGAAGAAGGAGGUGUGCUCCGUGGCCUUCCUCAAGGCCGUGUUCGCCGAGUUCCUGGCCACCCUCAUCUUCGUCUUCUUUGGCCUGGGCUCGGCCCUCAAGUGGCCGUCGGCGCUGCCCUCCGUUCUGCAGAUCUCGCUGGCCUUUGGCCUGGCCAUAGGCACCCUGGCCCAGGCCCUGGGGCCUGUGAGCGGCGGCCACAUCAACCCCGCCAUCACCCUGGCCCUCUUAGUGGGCAACCAGAUCUCGCUGCUCCGGGCUGUCUUCUACGUGGUGGCCCAGCUGGUGGGUGCCAUUGCCGGGGCCGGCAUCCUCUAUGGGUUGGCGCCGCUCAAUGCCCGCGGCAACCUGGCCGUCAACGCGCUCAACAACAAUACAACGCAGGGCCAGGCCAUGGUGGUGGAGCUGAUUCUGACCUUCCAGCUGGCACUCUGCAUCUUCUCCUCUACUGACUCCCGACGCACCAGCCCUGUGGGCUCUCCAGCUCUGUCCAUUGGCCUGUCUGUCACGCUGGGCCACCUUGUGGGGAUCUACUUCACCGGCUGUUCCAUGAACCCAGCCCGUUCUUUCGGCCCCGCAGUGGUCAUGAAGCGGUUCAGCCCCGCGCACUGGGUAUUCUGGGUGGGGCCCAUCGUGGGAGCUGUCCUGGCUGCCAUCCUCUACUUCUACCUGCUCUUCCCCAACUCCCUGAGCCUGAGUGAGCGUGUGGCCGUCUUCAAAGGCACAUAUGAGCCUGAGGAGGACUGGGAGGAGCAGCGGGAGGAGCGGAAGAAGACCAUGGAGCUGACUGCCCGCUGA
Messenger RNA from Cynocephalus volans (Philippine flying lemur), 798 nucleotides. RefSeq names its product aquaporin 5 (gene AQP5). Gene Ontology annotation, molecular function: water channel activity. Bases 1 to 798 code for a protein of 265 amino acids. Gene Ontology annotation, biological process: carbon dioxide transport; water transport; transmembrane transport. The record is from RefSeq and is a predicted model, not a curated record. NCBI's taxonomy places the organism in Eukaryota, Metazoa, Chordata, Mammalia, Dermoptera, Cynocephalidae. Gene Ontology annotation, cellular component: apical plasma membrane; plasma membrane. The transcript has 4 exons.